AUGCAGUCUGUCCCGCAAAACAGUAGCUUUCGCGCUGCAGUUCUUGAAUCCGAGAUUGACUACUAUCGAAACAAAAUGAGAAAUUUGGAGGGUCUCAAUCGUCGCUGCGGCGGUGCGAUUUGUCCGAAUUUCUCCGAAUAUGUUCUCCAAUUCGUUCGCUUGUUCGAUGGGAUGCGUCUUUGCGCCGAUGAUUAUCGUCGCGGCUUCGGUGAUCCGACUAGAGCAAGAAUGCUCAUAACGGAAUCGACAAUUCUCUACAGUCGAGUCGAGCAACAUUUUCAACCGAUCUUCCGAUGGGCUCGAUACGACAAUUCCUAA
This is a messenger RNA of Caenorhabditis bovis, 318 nucleotides long. Lineage: Eukaryota; Metazoa; Nematoda; Chromadorea; Rhabditida; Rhabditidae. The record is from the annotation of a GenBank genome assembly.